AUGGCCCAAUAUAUCACGGGCCUUAUUGUCUAUCCCAUAACCUGUAUAUUUGGUAUCACUGGCAACAUCCUCACCUUGAUCGUUCUCUCCCACAAGGAUCUUGCCACGUCCACCAACGUCUACCUGUCGGCAUUGGCCGUCGGGGACACCAUUAAACUUAUCAAUGACACAUUGUAUUUCAUCGUUCUCUUAAUUAAAACAUGGAACCCCCUCAGAGGUGACGAGUCGCUAGCACGUCUUUAUCCUUACGCGCAUUAUUUAUUCAACUUGUCUGUUUGCAUUACCGGAUGGCUGACGGUGUCUGUGGCGUUUGAGCGCUAUAUCUCGAUCUGUCACCCGACUAGGGCGAAGGAAAUGUGUACCGUUUACAGGGCUCGAAUCGUCAGCACGUUCGUCUUCGUCUUCAUGGUGGUCUUCUCGCUUCCGUCGGCGCUUCGUUACAAGACAGUGCUCCGGCGGAGGGAGAUCACGAACGCCACCUACCUUGAUGUGGCCCUGACGGAACUUGGCAGCAACAAUGCUUUCAUGACGCCGUACACGUGGAUACAGAACUGCGUACGGACUUUGCUGCCACUUUUAAUACUCGUCUUCCUGAACGCCCGCAUCAUCCACGAAUUGAGAAAGUCACGAGUGCCGGGCAAGAAACUCUCCUCCCGGAACCGCAUCACCUUGAUGCUAAUAAUUGUCGUGAUCGUUUUUAUUAUCUGUGUGACGCCGGAUGCCAUUAUGUCGACGGUGUUCGGCUUCGGUUACUACGACGAGUCGAACUUAGUGCGAGGUAUUCGCGAAAUAACUGACACGCUUUUGGCUAUUAACUCGGCGUUUAACUUUCUGCUUUACUGUGCCAUGAGCAAAGCAUUUCGGGAUACGUUCAUCAAGAUCUUUUGCGGGAGCUGUUCGGGUUGUGAUUGCCGGGACGGUGAGGCUUGUUGUCCAAAAGAAUGGGUUAUUGGUGCGCACCAAACCCAGAAAAACAUUGUCGGUCUGGUUACUAAAAGAAACCAAUUUGUGUAA
This is a messenger RNA of Acanthosepion pharaonis, 1014 nucleotides long. Lineage: Eukaryota; Metazoa; Mollusca; Cephalopoda; Sepiida; Sepiidae. The record is from the annotation of a GenBank genome assembly.